AGUCAGCGCGAGGGCCCCACCGCCUCCCCCUCCUCUUUUCGUCGUCUACCACCACCGCCCAAGCCCGCCCUCCAGCCCGCCGUCCUCCCGCCCACCGUCUACACCGUCCAAUACCUCUUUCGAACAACAAUGGCCCGUACCAAGCAAACCGCUCGCAAGUCCACCGGUGGUAAGGCACCCCGUAAGCAGCUGGCCACCAAGGCCGCCAGGAAGACCGCGCCCGCUGGUGCCGCGACCGGCGGUGUGAAGAAGCCCCACCGUUUCCGGCCCGGAACGGUCGCCCUCCGUGAGAUCCGGAGGUACCAGAAGUCCACCGAGCUCCUUAUCCGGAAGCUCCCCUUCCAGCGUCUCGUCCGUGAGAUCGCUCAGGACUUCAAGACGGAUCUCCGUUUCCAGUCCUCUGCUGUGAUGGCUCUCCAGGAGGCCGCUGAGGCCUACCUCGUCUCCCUCUUCGAGGACACCAACUUGGCUGCCAUCCACGCCAAGCGUGUCACCAUCCAGCCUAAGGACCUGGCCCUGGCCCGUCGUCUCCGUGGCGAGAGGUCUUAA
Messenger RNA from Rhodofomes roseus, 549 nucleotides. RefSeq names its product histone-fold-containing protein. The transcript has 6 exons. Gene Ontology annotation, molecular function: DNA binding; protein heterodimerization activity; structural constituent of chromatin. Gene Ontology annotation, cellular component: nucleosome. Lineage: Eukaryota; Fungi; Basidiomycota; Agaricomycetes; Polyporales; Fomitopsidaceae. Bases 130 to 549 code for a protein of 139 amino acids. The record is from RefSeq and is a predicted model, not a curated record.